AUGAAUCCAAAGGAGUGGAGCCCCAUUGAACUCCAGGUCCCUGGUCUGGGCAAUCUCUCUGGCUUGUGCUUUGAUGGCAAAGUGUGCCAGUACAUGGGUGUCCCUUAUGCGACCAUCCCCGGACGUUUUCGGCGCUCACAGCCGAUAGAAGGCCCUUGGCCUGAGAAGAGAUGGGACGGCACCAAGCUAGGACCUUUUCCUUGUCAGCCACCUCGAGAUUUCUACCCUAUCCCAAGCCCUGAGAGGCCUUGGGUCGACAACCCCAGCACCAGCUCGACAGACUGCCUGAGUCUUAAUAUUUCCGUCCCCAACAAGCCCUUGGCUUUUGCGAGUCAACCUCUGUAUCCUGUCAUGGUCUUUAUGCACGGCGGUGCAUUCGUGUAUGCCGCUGGUGGAGCAGCGAUCUAUGAUGGUCGCGCCUUGGCCGACAUAUCCAGCCAAAUCAACAAACCGACCAUCAUCAUCUCUGUCAACUUUCGUCUUGGAGUCUUUGGCUUCUUGGCCAGUAAGGAGAUUCGCGAGUAUAACCUCGAAUUCGGGGAGGAAGGCGUUGGAAAUUAUGGACUUUGGGACCAAGUGCAAGCUCUUCGUUGGGUUCAACGGCACAUUGCUGCCUUUGGCGGGGAUCCAAACCGAGUUACGCUGUUCGGCCAGAGUGCCGGGGGCGUCUCUGCUAAUGUCCAUCUGCUUCGAGAUGAACCCUUAUUCUCGUCCACCAUAAUCCAGUCGGGACUCCUCCCUUUGUGCGGAGUCCUUUCUGUGGAGGAAUACCAAGGCAUAUACGAAAAACUCCUGUCUGCUCUUGAGAUUCCAAUGGAUCUGCCGGCACGGGAACGUCUUCAGCGCCUUAUUGACGUCGAUGAGGACAAACUGACCGCUGCUAUGGUGCCGGUAUGCGUGAUACCAGUCAUCACCUUCAGCCCUUGCGACGAUGGAUAUCUUAUUGGACAGUCGAUGCCAAAGUACAGCGACUACGCAAACUUUAAGCCACCAUCAUGGUGCACUAGGAUCAUGAUUGGCGACGUUGCCAAUGAGUGUGUCAUUUGGAACAAGAGCUUUCGGUCUAUGGAUGCACCGACCUUGGUUGACAGGAUCAAAUCCUUCCUCGGCUCGGAAUCCAAAGCUGAGAAGCUCAUAUCACUCUAUAACAUCAACCCGGCUGAUGAUCGCGAUGACAGCUUUUGGAAAGUUGAAAAGUUUACGACCGACGGUCUAUACACGGCUGUGAACUGGACCCUCAUCCGCUCGUUCUCAGCUGUUUACGCCUACCAUUUUGAUGUGCCGUCUCCUUUCGACAAUGACUGGUCUGGACUGGCACACCACUCCCUGGACAAUGUAUAUGUCUGGUCAUUGCUCCGAGAGCACCUUCCACCUUCACAUCGCGAAAUCUCGGCCAAUAUGUCAAGUAUGUGGCUGAAGUUUGCAAACGGACAGGAGCCUUGGGAGAGAUUCGACAGGAAUGGCCGGUUCAUGAUCUUCCAGGAGGAUCAAUGUGUGUUGAAGACGGCGGGGCAAGAUGCGGCCCGUGGCUAUCGCAUAUGGGAGGAGAUUGAGCGAGAGGGCCUGUUGGAUGACUUCCACAAGGUCUCGGAGGAGCUAUGCAUGAGGUGGGAGGAGAUCACAGAUAGCAAGCGAGAACCCAAGGCAAUGGUUGUUGGGGAAUUUGAUGAAUAUGGUAUCAAGAGGAAGAGUAAGGCGGCCUGGAAUUAG
Molecule: messenger RNA, 1710 nt
Organism: Fusarium keratoplasticum
Lineage: Eukaryota; Fungi; Ascomycota; Sordariomycetes; Hypocreales; Nectriaceae
Product: Carboxylic ester hydrolase
Exons: 3
Coding region: 1-1710 (569 amino acids)
Source: RefSeq, a predicted model, not a curated record